Messenger RNA from Synchiropus splendidus (mandarinfish), 5034 nucleotides. RefSeq names its product G patch domain-containing protein 2-like. The transcript has 10 exons. The record is from RefSeq and is a predicted model, not a curated record. Bases 281 to 1666 code for a protein of 461 amino acids. NCBI's taxonomy places the organism in Eukaryota, Metazoa, Chordata, Actinopteri, Syngnathiformes, Callionymidae.
CGUGUUUCUCCGUGCGGCGCUCAGCUGGGCGACUGUCCUUGUGCGCGAGCUCACAUGUGGAUGCUGUUAUGUAACAACACUGCUGCUCUGCACCAACGCUACUGUCCUGCCUCUCGAAUGAUGCCUGACUAUGCUGCGUGACUCUCAAACACGCCUUUUAAACGUAUUUCUAGCGGUUCAUUUUUUGAAAUCUUCACAGAGGUUGACCCGCACAUGUUGGAAUUCUGACCCUAUGAAGACGCCUUUGUUGUAGCUGCCUCUUCUCCAUCAAGUUCAGAUCAUGAUGAUGGACGAGCUGGUGCAGGACCUGGUGUCUGCGCUGGAGCAGACCUCAGAGCAGAGUAAGCUUGGAGGACUUUGGGAGGAGAUGGUUCUGAAUCCUUUGCACCAGCGAAGGCAGAUCCGCCGCCGAAGAAGCCGCAAGCGCCACCGCGCCUCCUCCUUCUACCCGCUUGAGCACCGACGCUGCUGGAUUGAAGCCUCGGAGUCCAGUUUGGAUGAAGCCUCCAAGAACAGAAGGGCUAACGCAACGGCAGCCUUCGCUGCCAACUGUAGCGACUCGGAUGAUAUGCCUGCCACAAGCCAGUGGCACACCUUCAUGAGAGGCCCGACCAGGACCAGGCAGCCUUCUUGGCCCGAGUCAGACUCCUUCUCUGAGAACAAUCCAGCUCGGCCGCUGAGGAGGAGAAGGAAGGUCAAGCGAGUGACGGCAGAUGUUGGGACGUUCAGGCUGCAGCAGAACCUAAAAGGCAUGGAGGGGAAGCUAAGACAGCGGCCUUCCAGGAUGCAACAUCUGGCCAGGUCGAAGAGCCGGUCUGGAGGAUGGGCUGACAGGAAGAGUGAAGGAGCCAGGCUGAUGGGCAAGGAACACUGGAAGAGGAAGAUGACUCUGGAGGCCAAGGAACACAGAGACGGCGCUGACGAAAACAUGUCCGAGGGGGAAUCCAGCAGCACCUGCAGCAGCGAUCCUGGACUCUUCACCAACGACGAGGGGAGACAAGGUGACGAUGAGCAGAGCGACUGGUUCUUCGAGAGCGACUGCGGGUCUGGAGUCGCCAGCCUGCUGCCCGGCUGGGACUCGGACACCCAGCUUUCUCUGGACGACACCAGGCCGUCGCCAACAUUCCUGCAGCCGGCUCGACUGACGCAGAGAGGGUAUCGUUCCCGUUUAAAGCGUCUUCCGGGAUCGGCGGCCUGCUGCCUCCGGAAGGACCGGAGGAGACUUCCCAGCAAGCGCAAUACUCGACCAGUGUAUGUGGAGAGACUGAGACAGUUUUCUCAAGACCGUUACCAGAGAGACUUCUGGCUGCCGUCCGUGGUUGAGCGGGACAGGAACCAGCUGAACCCACUCUGCCCUUUCCCGGUGUGUCCUAUCGUCAAGUCCGAGGCUGCGCACCUCCGAUGCUCCUCCUCGCUCAGCAGAAGCAGCAGGCAGAGCAGCGUCACUUUGGGACUCUUCUGCACCGGAGACAUCAGGAGAUGGAGAAAAACCGAUGCGGCAUCCUUCUCAUCAUCAGCUACCAGCCCACAUCACCAGAGAGAAGAGGCGAGGGGGGCCGGGAACACCUUCAACCUGGAGUCUUUGGGGGCGUCUGGGGGACCCAGCCCAUCAACCCCACAUUGUUCAUCCACCACAAAGACUGAAAGUCCAUCUUACUUCCAGUGAGGAUGGUGACAUUUGCUCCAUGAACUGAACAAAGACCAGCUUACAAAGCACAUCUUCUACAUCAGCAUGUACCGUCCACAGUCUACGCGGGAGGUUCUCACAGCAUGACCAAUGUAAAUGCUAUCAAGACUUGAUAAGAAUUCGGACAUUUCCAGACAAUACAGUCUUCAGACUUCCUGCUUCAACCCCCCAACUCUAACUAUUUAUCAGGAGGUCAGCAGGAACAGCAGAGAGAGUGAUCAGGUGAGGCUGGGCGUUAGGGAGAAGGUAGGUAGGGUGCGUAAAUACCUCACUUGUUCCUUUUUCUCGGACCCGAAACUGUUCUUUCUAGCGCUAUCUCCUUGCAUCCAACAAUGGAGCUGUGUACCAACAAGGGUACAAGCAGUAGUAGAGGUACCUGGGCAACUGAAAACAUAAGAGCACCAGCGAUGCAAAGGCGGGAAGGUAGUUUGAUACCAUACACUGCGCACAGCUUACAUGAUAAGUCGUAUAGCAAACCCAUAUUAACCGCCGACGAUAAUAAGACCGUCUUUCAAAGUGCAAAGGUCCAGACUAUGGAGUCAUGAAGACCAGCCAGCAUCAGAAUGUCGAUCGGCCACAUGCUGCGAGCGCAUCACGAGUAGAGCCCGCCAGCAAAGCGCCACAUAAGACCACCUAUUAGCAUGGAUUUGAACAGCUGCAGUUUUUACAAAGGUGCCCAUUAGCACAACACACAGAGAGAGCAGUCGCAGUCCUCGGAGGGCUUUUCUUUGUUCCCUCUCGCUCGACAUCCAUAUUCAGAUUCAACCCAAAUGUAAGUUCACGGCCAAAAGCAUUUUGGUCGCUCCAUGUGGUUCUUCUCGAAGCACCAACGACAGACACUAGGUGGUCCAACCUGCUGGACUGGACCUGUUCUCAAUAUAUAUCAAUAUAUAUAUGUGAGUCAACACAAACCCUUCAGACUGGUCUUCCCUUAUGACUGUCACUGAUUUUAAAGGCACAGUUCCACAGAGUAAGAACUCAAGAAUGAUGCUUUCUUUCCUUCCAAAACUACUCUCCAGUAGCUCCAGUACCUUCAGGAGACUUCAAAACCCUGAACUCUUAUUUCAGGUUAUGUGAAUGAAGCCUUGCAGUCUUAAAACAUGUUUGACAACAGAAAAUCCUCCAGAAUGUCUAGGAUCCUCUGCAGCUACAGCGAGGAAAAGCACUUUGGGUAUUGAUCACAAAGCAGUUUAGUCACACAGCUACUCUCUUUUCUGACACUUUAGAGCCUCGUUUCAACCAGGACUCGCAUUUAGUUGAAUGAGAUUUGCCAAUUAACCUGAGUUAUAUGUCGGCAAUAAUCGGACCGAGGAGCUUUACAUGAUCACGGUGGCCGGGGAUGACAUUUAUAAAUGCUGUGUGUGCACACUCCUCUAAAUGGACGCCUCAUACCUAGACAUACCGCCACAGAAAUCAGUCAACGGAGGCUGAGCCACACCAGCCCCCCCACAAAUGGCUUCUGCUGCAGGAGAAACACGGGUGUUUGAGGUGAUUGAUAUCAAUCGCUGCGAGUUAUCAGUGGGGCUUGAAGCUGCUCAUGAUGUUAAUACACUAAACAGGCCUGAGAACAUCAAUGUCCGAUGACCACGGGUGAAGCUAGGUGAGCUAAAACUGGUGCUAAAGCUGGUCCCAGAAAGUUGCGUUUGGUGUUUCACCACUUUCUUCUAGCUGAGUAAUGAUACCUUCACUGCGAGUCACAGCUCAACGGAGUGCGAGGCGGCCUCGCACCCGGAGUAAUGAAGUCAUGUUGGUAACAUCUCUUGAUAUUCAGGCAAAGGAAUGCCAUCUGUUGCCUGGUCAUGAAAACAUUACAAUCGGAAGAAGAAGGUUCAUUGUGCAGCCAAGGUUACCGUUGACCAUGUCGGCCGUGUCUGUGCCUUCAAAAGACGCUGCUUGCUAGCCAGCCUAAUCUAAAGCCACAAUUCCGCCAACCAGAUGUUUGUCCCCAAAAUAAAUUUCCCGGGAAGCGACAAGAACGGCUUCCCUCAACCGCCCCGUUACAGUGAAGGAAUCCAGCGGGGCGGUGCCACUCAUAUUUCAUCCCAGGUAAAGAUUACCUGUCAGGCCCGCCGGAGAUGUAUUGAUCUGUUUUGCUUUUUCCGCCAGCAAUCACCCGACAAAGGCAGCGAUGAGGCGAGUGAAUGAGUGAUGCCCGGUCCGCCCGCUACACACUGCUGGUGUCCACCGGCGUGAUGAGGAAGAGAUCACAGCGUCAUAAACUCUGCUUGAACCCCUCCUGCCUCCUUCUCCUGAGGGGUCAGUUGCGCGUAGCCGUCGUGUUAGCUGCGUUUGUUUAGCUGAUAAAACAGUCUCUCUGGUUCCUGCUGACUAGUGUUUGACUCAAGUCUUCUCCAGAGUCACAAUAUGAGGGCUGCAUGACGUACAAAACCUAGCUACCGUCCACACUUUGCUUGGUGGUCAAGACGGAAAACUAGAUUUCAUAAAAACAAUUGCGAAAGAACGUUGACAAAAACAUUAUAUUCAUUACAAUUUGAGCAAAUUUGACUGCAAUAAUGAACUGUCCUACAGCUUGGGGACGGUGUGAAGGUGUCUAAAGGUACGUGAAGUUGUCACCUGUUUCUGUCUUGAAUGGAAGUGCAACAUCUUUUUUUGUUCGGAAAAAUUGUCGCAACACAAACCUGUAUAGUUCGGGUCUCAGUAGAAAAAAGUCCUGUAUUGUUUCAGCUGAAGUCAGGGGAGGAGCCGGGUUGUCAGCUCCAGUUCUUUUAUAUAGAUGGGACGUGAAAAAAAUGCGAACUUCUGAUAUGUAUUACGUUAUGUGAGGUGGGUUGUCAGCUAGCACAACAUAGUUUGCUGAGGGACAAUUCAUUUCUACUGUCUGUCAUGAGCUGUGCAGGUUUGUUCCAGGAUAUAAAUAUUAGUCUCUAGUCAGAAACUUUUGAGUCACACACUUUGCUGUUUGAAAUCUGAAAUGUUUGUUCUCUCUUCUUUGGGGUCACAUGAUCUCUGGCCCGGACGUCAGGGCUGAAUAGUGUGUACAUAGUUCCCUCAUCGAUUCACGUUAGCGGCCUCACACUUCCAACAUAUCGUUUACGUAGCCACGCUGACUCCGCCACUCUUUAUCUUUAAUUUUAGGAAAUCUCUUAUCGGAGCUCGUCCGUCUUAUCUGGCCGCUCGCUAUCUCCGCGUUUCAUAGUAGUGACGCCGUAAUUGCUUUGCUAAUGAUCUGCAGAGGAUUAACCCUCUCCAGUUUGAGACCAUCACCUGACCUCCUCUGUUUGCAUGACUGUCGCGCACCAAGACGUUUCAGCGGGAACCGUUUGUCUGUCGCGCCGACUUGUAUUUAUUCCAAGUAUUUGUGUGCAAUAAAUGAGAUCUGAGUCAUU